GAAAACCAACGAGAACAAAAUUUUCUUGUCAUUUCUCGCCUUUCGUUUGCAUUCGAGGGAGUUUUUUUUUCAUUUUCUCUCAGAAAAGUUGGCUCAUUCUUAUUUUUAUCAUAAUUUAUUUUCUGUGCUGCUGCUGGUGCGUGCGCGAAUAAGUCGGAAAUUCUCGAAAUACGUCUAAAACAUACUACGUGUGCGUGUUUGUCGUUUGUAGUUUUCUUUUUUAUUUAAUUUUUUCCUUAAAAGUAGAAUUAAAAUCCCCACCAUCCGACAGACAAAAAUUAAAAGAAUAACCCGCAAUGUUCAGUUUCCUUAAACGAGAGCGAGCUAACCAAGAAGUUGUCGAAAAUGUCAUCGGCGAACUGAAGAAAAUCUAUCGCAGCAAAUUGCUGCCCCUCGAGGAACACUACCAGUUCCAUGACUUUCACUCGCCCAAACUCGAGGAUCCCGACUUCGAUGCGAAGCCAAUGAUUUUGCUGGUCGGACAGUAUUCAACUGGUAAGACCACGUUCAUCCGGUAUCUGCUCGAAAGGGAUUUCCCUGGCAUCCGAAUUGGACCAGAGCCAACUACAGAUCGGUUCAUUGCGGUCAUGCAUGACGAUAAGGAGGGCGUCAUCCCUGGCAAUGCGCUGGUCGUUGACCCCAAGAGGCAGUUCCGUCCACUCAGCAAGUAUGGCAAUGCAUUCCUCAACCGAUUCCAAUGCUCGACGGUGGCGUCACCGGUUUUGCAAGCGAUUUCCAUCGUCGACACACCCGGAAUCCUGUCCGGAGAGAAACAGCGCAUCGAUCGUGGUUACGACUUCACCGGAGUGCUGGAAUGGUUUGCCGAGCGUGUAGACCGCAUCAUUCUACUCUUCGAUGCUCACAAAUUGGACAUCUCUGACGAAUUCCGCCGAGCAAUCGAAGCACUGCGUGGCCACGACGACAAAAUCCGCAUCAUCCUCAACAAAGCCGACAUGAUCGACCACCAGCAACUGAUGAGGGUCUAUGGAGCGCUCAUGUGGUCUCUGGGAAAAGUAUUGCAAACCCCCGAAGUGGCCCGCGUCUACAUCGGUUCGUUCUGGGAUCAACCUCUGCGUUUCGAUGCCAACCGCCGCCUAUUCGAGGACGAAGAGCAGGAUCUCUUCAGAGACUUGCAAUCGCUGCCGCGAAACGCUGCCCUGCGCAAGCUAAACGAUCUUAUCAAGAGAGCCCGCCUGGCCAAAGUGCACGCUUACAUAAUCGCCGAACUACGCAAGGACAUGCCCUCGGUGUUCGGCAAGGACAGCAAGAAGAAGGAGUUGAUUAAGAAUUUGGGACAAGUAUACGACCGACUACAGCGGGAACAUCAAAUUUCACCUGGUGACUUCCCAGACUUGAAGAAAAUGCAAGAUCACCUCCAGCACCACGACUUCACCAAGUUCCACACACUCAAGCCACAUCUACUCGACGUUGUGGACAACAUGCUAGCCAAGGAUAUAGCCCGAUUGAUGGAGAUGAUUCCACAUGAAGAACAGCAAUUAGUAUCAGAACCUAGUGUUAGGGGAGGAGCAUUUGAGGGUAUUGUAGAUGACACAAUCUCACCAUUCGGCUACCGAAAGGGCGAAGGUAUCGAUGCUGGCUUUGGAGAACUUGAUUGGAUCUGCAGUAGGGACAAAGCACGCACUGAUCCCCUAUUUGAAGCACUCAACCCCAUUGAUGGCAAGAUUUCUGGUGCUGCUGCCAAACAGGAACUGAUCAAAUCGAAACUACCUAACUCAGUGCUGAGUAAAAUAUGGAAGCUUUCCGAUGUCGACGGUGACGGUUUCCUUGAUGUCGAUGAGUUUGCUCUAGCUAUGCACUUAAUCAACGUCAAGCUUGAUGGCAACGAAUUGCCCAAUGUACUGCCUGAGCAUCUUGUUCCACCAACGAAGCGAUGCUAAUCCUAAUAUGAAACACCAGCAUCAAUAAUAGUUUUCUAUUUACGUGUAUAUGAAUUUUUUUAUUUCUUUUUUCUUUUUGUAAUCAUAAACAAUGAGAAGAAAAAUUAAAACAAAAAUAUUAAAAUAAAUUUUGUAAAGCUUAGAACGGAAAUUAUGAUACAAAACAGAAUUAAUUGAGUCAAAUGAACUUCAAAAUAAUAUUGGAAAAAAAAUAUAUAAAAAUGAUUUAUAUAUUUUAAAUUAUUAAACUAAAUAUCAUUGUAAAUUUUGGGAUGGGAAGAUAAACAAAAACCUAAAUGUGAAUGCUAAGUAAAAUAAUUUACACUUUUGUGUUAUGCAUAUUUUUAUUUCUUCUAAAUUUACAAAAAAAGAAAUCUAUACAAAAAAUUAUCAAAUUAUACAAAAUAUAAAAUCAAUAUUGUAAGAAAAAAUUAAAGGUUUAUUAAUUGAUAACCAUAUUUUGUUGAUGUUUCCGCCUUUUAUUAAAAAAAAAUAAAUAUACAUACAUAAACUGUCCGAGAAGAAACUACUGUAUUUAUUACUUAGUACAUAAAUUAUUAUAUUUUUAGUCUUUUUGUUAAAGCCGGAAACAUAUGCAUGCACAACACAACAUAAUUAUUUUUAUUAUAUUUUUCUGUUUACAACUAAAUUGUAUGUAAAACGUUGUACUUUGUUUCAUAUUUGCAAUAUUAUUAUUAAAUAUUAUCUUUUUUUUUGUUUGUUUCAAAUAAAUAUCUCGAGAGUGCAAUGAUUAUAUUUUUGCUUCAUUUAUUUUGUAUUUAUUUUAAAUAACUAUUAUACAAUUAUGGAAUUAUUGAACUAAAAAAAUGCAUUAUGUGUUCGAAACGACUUUUUUCUUUAGUAAUGUUAUGAUAUUGUUAAAGUUAUGUAAGUUCACGAUUUAUUUUAAAUUAUUUAUUAUGUGAAAGAAAAUAAUAUUAAAACUAAAAAUAUAUCACAAAUAACACCCGAUGUAUCUUAAAUAAAUAAAAAGAAAUAAUAAAUAAUGGUUUUAUAUAAUA
Eupeodes corollae is the source of this 2920-nucleotide messenger RNA. It is a transcript of the gene Past1, whose product is annotated as EH domain-containing protein 3. Gene Ontology annotation, molecular function: protein binding; calcium ion binding; GTP binding. NCBI's taxonomy places the organism in Eukaryota, Metazoa, Arthropoda, Insecta, Diptera, Syrphidae. The coding region runs from base 297 to 1898 and encodes 533 amino acids. Gene Ontology annotation, biological process: endosomal transport; endocytosis. The record is from RefSeq and is a predicted model, not a curated record. Gene Ontology annotation, cellular component: plasma membrane; cytoplasm. The transcript has 3 exons.